AUGUUGACUGAACUAGACUCGCUGCAAAAACGACUGGAGGCCCUUCGUCUUCUCAUAGGACGUCUCCGUGAGACAACAAGCGCAGCAUCUAUAACCUCUGGUGUCUUGCACCACGGCCAGGGACGAUUAGGCCCCUGCUUCUCUACCACAGCUAGAUCUAUCUGCGGACACACUGAUGGGCCCACGGGAUGCCUCUGGUCUACUGUCCCAGAUAUGCUCAAAGGAUCGAAGCUGUCCUACGGAGCCUUGAACCCCCUGGAACCGCAAAUGCCACGAGUGGACAUGAACACCAUCACGGCCCAUCACUCCCAACUAACCCACCGCGGGCUGUUUGAAAAUAGCUACGGGCAUGGCUGGGCUCGGUUGUCGAUGCCUUCACGACUGUAUGCAUUUUUCUCGACAGACGGCGCCGAUGAGCAAAGUCUCUGCAAGACGCUUAAUGCUUUACCAUGGCGGCCAGGUCACGGGAUAGGUGACCACACUCUGCAUCUUUACAGAGACGGAGUUAGUAAUAAUUUACCAAAGUAUCUGACAGGAAUUAGGAGGCGCUGCCGGCUGGUUGGCCAGGGCGAUCAUACAAAGAAUACUCUAGCUUUCCUCGCCACUUGA
This is a messenger RNA of Clonostachys byssicola, 609 nucleotides long. The record is from the annotation of a GenBank genome assembly. NCBI's taxonomy places the organism in Eukaryota, Fungi, Ascomycota, Sordariomycetes, Hypocreales, Bionectriaceae.